Egretta garzetta (little egret) is the source of this 657-nucleotide messenger RNA. RefSeq names its product ras-related and estrogen-regulated growth inhibitor. The transcript has 3 exons. The record is from RefSeq and is a predicted model, not a curated record. Bases 1 to 657 code for a protein of 218 amino acids. NCBI's taxonomy places the organism in Eukaryota, Metazoa, Chordata, Aves, Pelecaniformes, Ardeidae. Gene Ontology annotation, molecular function: GTPase activity; GTP binding.
AUGCCGUGGGCACAGGGGGGGCAGCCCGAGGAGAUGAUUUACAGACACAUGGCCGUCAUCGACGGGGAGGUGGUGCACUUCGAGAUCCUCGACACGGCAGGGCAGGAGGAGGAUUCCCUGCAGAUAGAGGAGAAGAUCAAAUGGGGCGAUGGCUUCGCCGUGGUCUACUCGGUGACGGACAGAUGCAGCUUUGACGAAGUCAUGCGGCUGUGUUUCCUCAUCAACCACAUCCACUCCAGCCCCAAGCGGAGCAGUGGGAGCGAGCAGCCCCCCGUGGUCAUCGUGGGCAACAAGAAGGACUUGCAGUUCGACAGGAUGGUAUCCACAGAGGACGGCGAAAACCUCUCCAAAGCCUUGAAGCUUCCUUUCUACGAGAUCUCCACCCGGGACAGCUACGAAGAGACGGUGGCGGUGUUCAACGCUCUCUACCAGGAGCUCAUGAGGCAGGGGCAUUUCUCCCCGGGCUCCUUCAAGAGGAGGACAGUGUCGAAGCUGAUGGAGAAGAUCCCCAAGAUGCAAGCCAGCUCCACCUUGAACUCAGCCGGCCGGAGCCUCAGCUUUAACUCCUUCAGGGACCGGCAGGGGCCCCGCUGCUUCAGCCCCGGGGCGGAGGGGCAGCUCGGGGGGCCGUGCUGGCUCCCAGGAGGGGGAGGUUAA